GCAUAUUCUUUGUUCAUUAUUUUUAGAAAAACUGAGGAGUCUGAUCCAUUUGCCAUGUUAUUUGAGAAAUCAAACAAUAUACUUUGUCCUACCAGUUGUCCUAACGAUGAUAUUCCUGUAUGUGGGGAUAACUCCAAAACUUACAGGAAUGAAUGUGAGAUGAGGAUGGAGGAGUGUACCCUGGGUAUGGUGAUCAACAUCAACUACAAGGGAGAGUGCAGAUCAACUACUGGAUGUUCUGACUUGUGUGAAUCCACGAGUACCCAGCGAGUGUGUGGGUCAGAUAGGUUGACCUACGACAAUGUUUGCCAGCUACAGAUACAGGCCUGUCAGACUGCAACAAAUAUUACAGUUGUUCAUCAGGGCGAAUGUUCUAACUGUCACCCCCUGAAUGAAUGGAUGUGCCGGGAUACGAUGUGUGUCUCGAACUCUAAGCUCUGUGAUGGAAAACUGGAUUGUAAGGAUGGGUCAGAUGAAAGCUUUUGUGAGUUUGUUUGCAAGAACGGAGACUCUAUCAGACUGCAGCAACAAUGUGAUGGGUUCCCUGACUGCAUGAAUGGAGAGGAUGAGAAUGAUUGCUCUAAUGUGUACACUGCGGGAAUUUCAGUUUGUGACGGUUUAGAUGAAUAUAUGUGCAAAGAUACGUUCAAGUGUAUUUCAAGAUCUAAAGUUUGUAAUGGAGAAGUGGAUUGCCCAAACGAAGACGACGAAUUUGAUUGUGCAAGAUCUAAAGUUCCUGACUGGAAUGAAGUGGUUUGGACUGAUGGAGACUAUGGUGGAGUUGAUGAAGAUGCACGAGAUGGUCGAGGAGAUAUUACAGCUGACGAAGAAGUUGAUUAUUCACAAGAUUGGUUCUAGCUAACUUCUUACAAAUUAUAAUAUGUGUUAAAAACAGAUUAAACAAAUAAAAGGAAAGACAUUUUU
Eurytemora carolleeae is the source of this 924-nucleotide messenger RNA. Its product is annotated as very low-density lipoprotein receptor. Gene Ontology annotation, molecular function: protein binding. The transcript has 9 exons. Gene Ontology annotation, biological process: cell differentiation; multicellular organism development. Lineage: Eukaryota; Metazoa; Arthropoda; Copepoda; Calanoida; Temoridae. The coding region runs from base 55 to 858 and encodes 267 amino acids. The record is from RefSeq and is a predicted model, not a curated record.